Molecule: messenger RNA, 1329 nt
Organism: Blepharisma stoltei
Lineage: Eukaryota; Ciliophora; Heterotrichea; Heterotrichida; Blepharismidae
Source: the annotation of a GenBank genome assembly
AUGGAAUCAUUUCUACCAGUUGAUCCUUUAAGCCAUUUCCCGAUUCAAAAUAUUCCAUUUGGUGCUGGAAUUUUUUCUGAUUCAACUGAGCCUAGAUGUGUAAGCCGUAUAGGUGAUUUUAUUAUCGAUUUAAAGGCUUUAGAAGAAAAAGGCGUUUUUUCAGGGCUUUCCCUUGAAUAGCUCGAUAACGGGCUGGCUCAUCCCGCUAUCGGGCUAUUCAAGGGAAAGCCCUAUAUUUCAUCUAAACCUUUAUUUUCAGAUCCAGCUCUCAACACUUUUAUGGCCGAGCCUAAAAACAUAUGGAGAUUGGUUCGGGAAAGAAUUCAAAGUAUAUUUGUUUCAACAAACUCAACUUAUAAAGAUGAUUUAGCGCUGCUUGAAGAAGUCACUAAGCGUAUUAGCCAAUUCAAAAGCACAAUUCCAGUUAGAAUUAAUGGCUACACUGAUUUUGUGUCUUGUAAAAAUCACAUGAUAAACAUGUAUACAAUUUUAGGCAAAAAUCCAGCCGAUAUAGUCAACGAAAACUGGGCCCGAAUGCCUCUGGGGUACCAUGGGAAGAGCUCUUCAAUUGUUGUUUCUGGAACCCCUUUAAUUAGGCCUAAAGGACAAUCUUUCAAUCGUGAAUUAAGCCAGCCCGUUUAUGGUCCGACCCAAAAACUAGACCAUGAAGUUGAGCUCGGAGUUUUUUUAGGUGGAAAACCUAACAAAAAUGGGGAGCCGAUCAGUAUAUCUUCAGCUGAGGAAAAUAUAUUUGGUUAUGUCAUUUUAAAUGACUGGUCAGCCAGAGAAAUAUGUUUAUGGGAAAUGAACCCUUUUGGACUUUUCACAGGAAAAAAUUUCCAAACAACCAUUUCCCCAUGGAUUAUAACUCCAUUCGCUUUGGAGCCUUUCAAAGCUCCCUUUGAGCCACAAGAUCCAAUUCCUGUUGAAUAUUUACAAGAGCCAAAUCAUGCAGGCUAUGACAUUAAUUUUGAAACUUUUAUUAAGACUGAGUCUUUAAGCGAACCUUUCAAGAUUUCAAGAUCAAAUAUGUGCGAUCUAUAUUGGUCACCAUCUCAACAACUAGCUCAUCUAACGGUCUCUGGUGCUAAUAUUGAGGUGGGAGAAAUAUAUGGAAGUGGAGCUAUUGCUUCAAAAGAUAAUAUUAAUGGGUGUGCGUGCUUUAUGGAAAUUAAUAAAGGAGGAAGAGUGCCUAUGACUUUGCCAAAUGGUGAAAGUAGAGUAUGGAUUGAAGAUGGAGAUGAAAUAAUCAUUACUGCAAGCUGCCAAGGAAAUGGGUUCGUAGUUGGAUUUGGAGAGGCCAGAGGAAAGGUUCUUCCUUCUAUUUAG